Messenger RNA from Nezara viridula (southern green stink bug), 1065 nucleotides. Lineage: Eukaryota; Metazoa; Arthropoda; Insecta; Hemiptera; Pentatomidae. The record is from the annotation of a GenBank genome assembly.
AUGGCUCGAGAAGUAUCCUCUAAACGAAGGAGCGAAUUGCGUGGUCGCGACAGAGAUAGAAGAGAUGAUAGACAGGAUAGAAGCGAAGAAGCCAUGGUGAAAUUGCAGCGUGAGAAGAAAGCUGAACAGUUAGAAGCAUGGGCGACCCAGAAAGAUCAAUUUUACGUUGAGCAAGCAAGACUGAGAUCAAGGAUCAAGAUAGCUAAUGCCAGAGCAAAACCUAUUGAUCUUCUUGCAAAAUAUAUCAAUUCAGAAGAAGAAGAAGAAGUGGAUUUUGUCGAGAUGGAUGAACCCUACACCUAUCUCAAUGGUCUAUCAAUUAAAGAGUUGGAAGACCUUGUUGAAGAUAUUAAGGUCUAUAUGAAACUGGAAAAAGGAAAGAAUUUAGAUUACUGGAAUGAUAUUACUGUUAUUGUUGAAAAUGAAUUGUUUAAGCUGAGGAAAAUGGAAAAAAAAUCAGACAAUGAAGCAGCUGUCGAAAGAAGAGAAGGUAUUCAUAAAUCUGUAGCUAAAGUCUUCCGAGGUAAAACAGCAUCACAACUUACGGUCAUGAUAAAACAGAUUGAGAAGAAAAUCAUUGAUAAAGAAGAAGGAACUGAUAUUGGAUAUUGGCAAUCUCUUGUUUCCCAUCUAAAAGCUCGUAUGGCACGAGAUCGUCUCAGAGAUAAACAUCUUCGGAUACAUGCAGCUUUUUACAGACGGAUAUUUACAUUACUUGAAGUAAAACAAAGACAGCAAGAACAAGAAAUAGGAGAAGAGCAUAGAGGAAGUGAUGAGGAUGCUGGGGAGUCAAUGUUAAAAGAAAGUUUUGGAGAGAACCAUGCUGGAGCAUUCUCGCCAGUUUGUAUUGAUCCUGCAAAUCUCAAACGUGGAGUUCUUACCAUCGGUGAAAAGGAGGAUGCUGAGAGGCUAGAGUAUGCUAGGCACCACCUUACCUCACAGGAAAGUCAGGUGGAAGCUACAUCUGAAGAAUUGGCAACACUAAGAGAAGCAUGUAAAGGCAUAUCUAGUGAUGAAGCCAUAUUUUCAGUUGAAUCUACUCUCGAUUCUCAAGUGUGCCUGUGA